CUCGUGUCUCCCCCACUACAUGUCUCCCCUCUUCUUGUGUCUCCCCCACUACAUGCCUCCCCUCUUCUUGUGUCUUCCCGACUACAGCUCUCCCCUAUUCUUGUGUCUCCCCCACUACAUCCCUCCCUGUUUCUCAUCACCCCGCCUCUCUCUUCUCGUCCCCAUCCUCCCCUGUUCCGUUCCCUGUUCCUGUUCUUCUGUCCUCUGGUAUCUCCCCAAUAACUGUGUCUCUUUCUCCCUCCCCCCCCUCCUCUCUCUCUCCAACAGGAAUCCUGGACCUUCCAGAUGUCAUCACCCCCAGCAGCAGAGAUGUCUCCUCCCCACCAGGACGGUCAUCAGAUGUCGGUGAGCAGAGCAGCAAAGGGACCUCAGAGGACACCACCCUGCCUGAUGAGGAUGUACUGGGGAAUCAAAUGGUACCUGCAGUAGCUGGGAGUGAGCUCAAUGAGGUGGACCCCACUGGGCCUCCUGCCCAGACAACAGAGUUCUCCCGGCCUCGUCGCUUCUCAUCUCUGCAGUGUCAGCCUCAGAGGGACGAGGUCAGCCGGCUGCGGGCCUCCUCUGGUAGGAGCAAGACCCAGCAACACCAGGAGGCCCUUGGCUUGCCCAACAUUGGAAACAGCUGCUUCCUGAACGCGUCCCUGCAGUGUCUCUACAGCCUGCCCUGCUUCUGCAGUGACAUCACGGGGCAGGAGGACCUCUGGAGCCCCCGGAGAAGAACCAAGCUGAAGCUGCUGAGGUACUUGGGGGAGCUAUAUAAAUCCCGGCAGGGUGAGGGCUCCUACAAAGGCAAGCGCCGGCUCCUUUGGUCCAUCAAGAGCAGUCUGGCAGAGUUCAACGAGGAGUACGAGCAUAUCACUGAGCAGGUACAGCUGAUGAGUCCUUAUCUCUUGGCUUAUGCGCUUGUUGAGGAUUAAACACAUGUCAACUGAACUUCUGGUUUCUGACAGG
Molecule: messenger RNA, 951 nt
Organism: Gadus morhua (Atlantic cod)
Lineage: Eukaryota; Metazoa; Chordata; Actinopteri; Gadiformes; Gadidae
Product: ubiquitin carboxyl-terminal hydrolase 37-like
Exons: 6
Coding region: 414-917 (167 amino acids)
Biological process (GO): protein deubiquitination
Molecular function (GO): cysteine-type deubiquitinase activity
Source: RefSeq, a predicted model, not a curated record